GCAGUCGAAAAAACACUGCGUAGAGCAUGCGCUGCUAGCUCUUCUACUCCCGGGCCUGGGUUGAACGCAAACGGCGUGAACCUCAUCGACGGAAGGAAAUUUUUGCAUCGACAAGUUGAUCAGCUGCGCUUGGGUUGAAACGGGCAUGUCAAGAAAGCCAGCGUUUCCCGGCAUGCGUCCGUCAUUUUAUGAAACCCUUACCCUUCUAGGUAAGGGUGCGCAAACCGUUUGUGCCGAGGGCGAGUACGCGAACAAACGCAAGGGUAAUCCAACAGAAGAGAAAUGCGCUUUUUGUGAACCUGUGCUGAUCUGGUGUCAGUGUUCUCUUUUUGGUGUUCCUGACGGUUGAAAGGAUGGCUGUCUGGUGUGCGAAUCGAGUUUCGGAGGCGGCGACAACACUCGCCUAACUUCGAUUUGCUGCGCACAUCGAUGCACAAUCGAGAGAGACGGCCGCAGUCCCUUCUUAGAAAUUGAAUAUUACUUUGCUUCAACAAACAAGUAAAGCUGGAUGAUGUCUUUUGGUGCUUAGAGACACAAUGUUAGCUCCGGCUUCUUCGUCUUCACCUGCCUGCGGCAGGCUCGCCGGCAUUCCUGAGUAAUGUGUGUGGCUCUGCACAGUAACCGGUUCAAGUAACCGAACGUGCACAUAUAUUAAAUAGUUUUGUACGCCCGCCAAAGGCUUCGUUUUCGGGGGUGUUUCUGCCUCCAUCUGACUCCGAAAUUAACUGAUGCGGGUAUGGGGAAGUGGAACAAGGUUGGAAGUGCGCUGGGUUAGUGAGCCUGAGGAACGUGCAUCGUCUGCUUCGCUAUGUGGUUUGGCGUUUAGAUGUGUGUUUGCCUCCAAAAGGGUGCGUCUGUGUCUUGGAAAAGUCAACAAGAGACGACGUGAGGAAAAAUCCUUGCGUGUCUCUUUUUUAUAUCGAAGAUGGAGGCCGCCCAGAGCAGCGUGUUUCAACAGUGCCACCGGGGUGGCGAGAACAGAACGCACACCUGUGUGCUCGUCGCCGCCUUUGCUCUGCUAGCGCACUGCGUACUGUCAGAUGCUUUUCGAACUCACAUGCCCUCGUCUGCAUCCGUUCAGGAGGAGCGGAUGUCGCCUGAAUCCCAGGAGGGGGGCGCCGGAGGUGACUUCAACGGGAGCCGUCGUGGUACUAACUCUUCCAUGGGAUGGCCAUCUAGCCCCGACGCGACGGCUAAUCUCACAUCAGGCUCACUGGAUGACAGGCCUUUUGACGAGGAUGCCCAGGCGGGGGACGCUGUUGUUGACGAUGGUGGACGCUCCUUUUCGCGUUCUGAUGCAGAAAGUCUCUCAGCCGACACGCCAGUCUUGAGUUCGGCUGCCAGUGCCUACACAGCAGACGUUCCCUCAGUCAAAGGCCUUCAUCCAGCUGGUCCCUAUGCCACGGAUGUUUUUGUGACUCCAGAUCCGAUACAGGAGUAUAUCAGGAGCCCGUCAGGCCCGCAUGUCUCUGUCAACAAGACAGUUGCAGUUUCAGGAGUCUCGAUGUCGACUGCUUCGGAAAAGGGAGCUUUGCAAGUUCCCCCGAGACCAACAGAUUCGCCUCUUCCCUUCGCUUCUGCUGAACAAAAACGUGAGAUGUCCACAACCCCGGCUACACACAAAGAACCUGACACGCAAGUGGCCCUAAACAGUGGUACAGUUGCGGAUUCGUCGAGAAACGAGAAAGGAGCGAGCGAAUUCUUGGUGCGUGUUUCUUCAGGCGUAGACUCAGGGCCUUUGUCUUCACAGAUUCAUCUUCACGGGGGGCUGUCGGAUCAGAAGAGACUGAAGGACGAGUCGUGGACGGGCAAGCAACUGCCAGAGGCGCUGUCGACUUCUGAAGCAAAUGCCACUCCGUCAGAAGGUCCCGGCGCACGUGUCGAGACACAGCACGGCUCUACACGCACGGAGAAUACCGAUUCGCAAGCGACACGUGAUGAGCCGUAUUACCUGCCACCAUCGGUGAGCGGUGAAACGAGACACUAUGUCAAGCUGUGGGCCAUUCUAGCAGACUUCGCCGCGAUGGCUCUCCUGAUCGCCAGCAUCCCCAUCGUUCUCAGCUUGGCUCGGGGAAGAGGCUGGAAGUUCUGGAAAGAGGAGGAUAUGGCGUUUGAAGGGACACGUCAAGGCUCAAGAGAUACGGCGAUAGGGAUACCAGGUUUUGACGACAUAUCGCCUGGAACCAACCGCAGGGGCUGUUACGGUCGCGAGCGAUCGCGCUACUUCCCUGUUUGAGUCUCUCUUUUGAGACGGGGAACAUGCAUUUGACUUAGUAUGCAAAUGAGCAGGUGUUCGUGUGACUGUGGAUGUUGCUAUUUUUAAUUAUUUUUCUGCGGAUCCAUUUAAAGCUGCUACCCCUUUCGUGUAGUCCCCUCGGAAACCACGGGUGAUGAAGUCAGUGUUUUUUUAGGCACCGUAGAGUUCACCUUCUUCGAAGUACUAUGAUUUCCGCGAAUGACAGAAUUGCCUCUAGAUCGGGAUGAUGGGUCACAAAACUGCGACAGGGUAUGGCAGAAAUACCCGCCGGUAGGGCAGAAUGGCCGUCCACGGGGCAGAUCGGACGUUGGGGUUUACAUCCUCCGAAUCAAAACCGAAGACGCCACUGGGGGGUGCGGCCUACAGGGAUGCCCCCCCUUGGUACUAUAAUGUCUCUGUUUAUUCGACUUGAUUAUACAGUUCUGGAUCAUGGAUCAUUUGUACAGAGACAAUAUCUACUUAUAACGUGAUAAUUAAAAUACAUGGUCUAGCUGCCGUCGGUGAUCCUCGCAUCCUCUGCUUGGUGCAAGCACCAACCGCACUACAUGUAUAUAUAUAUAUAUAUAUAUAUGACGUUCAGUAUGAUUCUAAUGUAUCUACAAGGACAGAAUUAUCCGUGCACUGACUUCUUUUACUGACCCGCGACUUCAAAGGUAGCUGCAAUCGGCGUAGUACUUUGCCGCUC
Molecule: messenger RNA, 2942 nt
Organism: Toxoplasma gondii ME49
Lineage: Eukaryota; Apicomplexa; Conoidasida; Eucoccidiorida; Sarcocystidae
Exons: 4
Coding region: 926-2236 (436 amino acids)
Source: RefSeq, a predicted model, not a curated record